This is a messenger RNA of Polychytrium aggregatum, 1957 nucleotides long. Its product is annotated as Septin-domain-containing protein. The transcript has 2 exons. The coding region runs from base 164 to 1507 and encodes 447 amino acids. Gene Ontology annotation, molecular function: molecular adaptor activity; protein binding; GTP binding. The record is from RefSeq and is a predicted model, not a curated record. NCBI's taxonomy places the organism in Eukaryota, Fungi, Chytridiomycota, Chytridiomycetes, Polychytriales. Gene Ontology annotation, biological process: cytoskeleton-dependent cytokinesis. Gene Ontology annotation, cellular component: septin ring; cell division site; septin complex.
GGCAGGAGCUCUUGCUGUGCACUGCCGCUCUGCUCUGCGUUCUUGCGCCUGCAUCUCGCCCUCUCCUCGAGACUCGCCCGAGCCUCCUUCCUCUGCCCUGCUGCCGGCCCUGCCUCCCUCCCAUCCCCUUGCCUCUGUAUCCAAUCGAUCUCCCAUCUUCAUCAUGGCCAGCUCCACCCGGGACACAAACCUGUACUAUGUCGUGGCUCCGUACGUCCCGGCAGCCAACGACGAGCUCGCUGCAUCGGUCGGCGACCGCAUCACCAUUCUCCACGACUACGGUGACGGGUGGGCCUUUUCAAACAACUGCAGCACAGGAAAUGUCGGGCUCUUUCCCCGCAUUUUCCUGUCUCUGAACCUGCCUCCGGGCGUCGAGGAGAAAAGUGUUCCUGUCCCGGUCGAGGCCGAAGGCAGCCUGAGCGAGCGCAAGGAGAUUCCCGAUGCCCCCUCCAAGCCCUCGCCGUCGCUGAACUAUCCCUCGGGCCAGUCCAGCAGCGCCGCUCCGCCCCCUCCCCCGGAUGUCUCCUCCAAGCCUGAUGUCACAGCGACAGGCGUCUCCGCCGAGGCCACCUCUGCUGCAGAUAAGCGCAUCAGCAAGCUGCCCCCCAACCUGCCUCUGCCCACCCCUGAAGUCGUAUCAGAGCCCGGUCCAAACCGAGAGGCUCUGGCUCAGAAAGCCGACGAGUUCAAGAACGCAGUCUCCAAGCGGGUCCCCGAAAACAUUGGAUCGCUCCGGGUUGCCUUUGUCGGCGACUCGGGCAUUGGCAAGACCUCGCUGAUGACCAAGUUCUUGGCUCAAGAGGACAUCAAGAUCCGCGACCCCCUGCCUCCUGCAGACGCCUCCAUGUCAAUCUGCGAGAUCCGGGCAUCUACCGUCGCAACCGACAACCUGCUGCUGAACGAGCUGCCCAUGAACCUCACCUUCGUGGACACCCCUGGCUUUGGCGUUCAAACCGAUGCCAUGCAUGUCAUCCGGGCCAUCAACGACUACUACAUUGGCCAGUUCAAAAAGACCGACGCCAUCUUCUCCAACAACAUCCCUCCAGUCAACCUCAUCCGCUUUGUUCGUGGCAACACCGGGGCCCAUAGCCACAUUGUCGUGACCGUCUAUGCCAUUCUGCACCGCCUGACCAACGUCGACCUGGUCUAUAUGAGGAACAUUGCGCACCUCUGCAACCUGGUCCCCGUGCUGAUCAAGUCCGACUCGCUGACAAGCAAGGCCGUCUUUGAUCUCAAAAAGUCGAUCCUGGCCGCGCUGAAGAAGGAGGGUAUCAAGAUGUACAACUUUGGCUUUACCGACGACGAGCUGCAGUUCUGUGCAGAGAACCACAUCAGCCAUGUGCCUCCGUUUGCGGUGUCGUCCGAUGUCGAGGAUGGCCCGCAGCUGGGAUCCGAGAACGAGUUCGAUACGCUCUAUCGCCACAUUCUCCACAUCCACAUCGACACCCUUCGAUACGAAGCCGCCGCCAAGUUUGCCCAGUGGCGCGAGGCCACGUCCAAAGCCUAGAGCGAGUGAGUGCGCACGGCUGCUUCCGGUUCGGUUUAGUUCGGCGCGGCUCGGUUUAGUUUGGUUCGGUCUGGGGUCUCUUGCUCGUCCUGGCCGGCAGCAGUAGUGGUCGCCUGGAGUUUGAUGCUAUCACUUGUGGGGCUGACUAGAAUGUGUGCAUACGCUAUAUGCACGGAUGCUCUGUAUACGGAUACUCUGUGCAUGGAUGCUAUAGGCGCAUUCGCUCCUCUUCCUUUCCAUUUUCUUUUAACCCGGUUCUCUCAAGCGCCUCCUCUUCUCCUUCCAUUGCAUCCUCAUGCCACAGUCAUCUGCUGUUGACGCCGUUGACGCUGUUGAAUCUUUUCCUUGCCCGACCGCCUGCGUAGCGACCCGGGGUCUUUGUCCUCAUGCUGGUUUCUGAACUCUGAACAGGGGUUCACGAUCAAUAAAAUCGAGAUAAUCCUGGUUCAA